Molecule: messenger RNA, 2427 nt
Organism: Rubroshorea leprosula
Lineage: Eukaryota; Viridiplantae; Streptophyta; Magnoliopsida; Malvales; Dipterocarpaceae
Source: the annotation of a GenBank genome assembly
AUUUACAUUAAUCGAGAAUUAAAUGGUCUUCAAGUUUCAUUCACUUCUCUCGGAGAUUUCAAAGCAUCAUCAGACAAUAUUAAAUACCAAACAAUUGCAUGCUCUGAUCGCCAAGACCCAUCUCUCCGCUGAUCCAUUUUUUGCGACAAAAAUUGUAAGGUUCUAUGCGGUCAACGAUGAUCUUAGCUCUGCGCGCAACCUGUUCGAUGAAACUCCUCAACGAAGCAUCUUCCUUUGGAAUUCCAUUAUACGCGCUUAUGCAAAAGCCCACAAAUUUAAUAACGCGCUAUCAUUGUGCAGAAGAAUGCUCAGAAGUGAAACCAAACCCGAUAAGUUUACUUACGCUUGUGUAAUACGUUUGUGCUAUGAGAACUUCGAUGUAGAGACAAUAAGACUUGUUCAUGGGAAAGUAAUAGUUUCUGGAUUGAGAUUGGAUUCCUUUUGCGGGAGUGCACUUGUUACUGGUUAUUCAAAAUUGGGCCUUGUGGGUGAAGCCAGCAAGGUGUUUUACGGGAUACCCGAAAAGGAUUUGGUUUUGUGGAAUUCUUUUAUUUCUGGAUGCGGGCAUUCUGGAUUGUGGUAUGAAGGGUUGCAGUUAUUUCAUUGGAUGCGACAAAUAGGAAAGCAGCCAGACGGGUACACUUUAGUUGGAUUGAUCUCAGUUUUAGUGGAUUCUAGCUUGUUAAGAGUUGGCCAAGCAGCUCAUGCUUUUUGUUUGAAAAGUGGCUUUGCUUCCAAUCCUCAUGUGAGCAGUUCUCUUGUAAGCAUGUACUCAAGAUGUAAGUCCAUCGAUUCAGCAAAUGCUGUUUUUAAUAGUUUACCUCAGCCUGAUUUAGUUUCUUCGUCAGCUUUGAUAACUGGGUGUUCUCAGUCAGGAGAUUAUAAGAAAGCAAUGUUUUUCUUCAGGAAACUGACCAUGGAAGGGAAAAAGAUAGAUUCCAUUUUGGUUUCCAGUAUUCUGGCAUCUGCUGCUCAAUCUGCAAAUGUGUGGGCUGGCAGAGAGAUACAUGGUUAUGUUCUUCGCCAUGGAUUGGAAUUUAAUGUCAUGGUUUCCUCUACUCUGAUGGACCUGUAUUUCAAGUGUGGUUUUAUGGUCUUGGGGAUUCGUGUUUUUGAAAGUAUGCCAGAAAGAAAUGUAAUUUCCUAUAAUUCACUUAUUUCAGGACUUGGUUUGAAUGGACUUGCUUCUGAGGCCUUCAAGUUGUUCCAUGAGAUGCUAGAGAAGGGACUAAAACCUGAUGAUUCUACUUUCUCUGCUCUGCUUUCUGUUUGCUGCCACAGGGGUCUUGUUGAUGCUGGCCGGGAAAUCUUCAGGAGGAUGAAAUAUGAGUUUUCCAUCCAAGCUAGAACAGAACAUUAUGUUUACAUGGUAAAGCUCCUUGGUAUGGCUGCAGAGCUGGAUGAGGCAUAUGAUCUUGUGUCAUCCUUGCCAAAGCCAGUGAACUCUGGCAUCUGGGGAGCACUACUAUCAUGUUGUGACAUGCAUGGGGACUUUGAGUUGGCAGAAAUUGUAGCACAGCAACUCUUUGAAAAUCAGCCAGAAAAAGGUGCUUACAGAGUUAGCCUUUCUAACAUAUAUGCUGGCAAAGGGAGGUGGGAUGAUGUGCAGAAAUUGAGGGAUGACAUAACAGAACUUCAAGUAAGGAAAGUGCCAGGGGUUAGCUGGAUUGGAAUUUGAAGGAAUUAAGUCAACAAUCCUCAUGUAUACCACUAACUGUCAGCAGAUUCCUCAAGGUUUGCUGCCGCAAGUGGCUUCACCCCACAAACAUUUACUUUUUUGCACAUUUUCUGGUGCAAAAGAGCUGUGACUUCAACUGGCAGUGAUUUCCAAAGGCUUAAGGGCUUGUAAAUCUGCGAACACUGCCAGAAGUUCACUUCUAUCAUUGUUGGUUUUACUCAAUCCAAGAUAUUUCACGUCUGCUGCUCGAUGAAUCUGGAAAGCUCUUUUUCCAGUUAUCUUCUUGAUAUAAUACCUCUAAAGCUCUUGCACACAGAAAAGAUAGCUGGUUCUUCUUGUGUCACUGUUUGCCAACAUACGUCUUUGAUCUCUGAGUGCAGAAGAGAUAUCACUUUCCUCAACCAAUAGGGAAAGUUUGAUCCCAGUGUGAAGAACUCUACCAAAGCCUCAGCUCUUCCCUACGAAGCAGACUGACAAUGUCAUGUUAACUGUCAAAGGUACUCUAUUUCAGACAAAUAUCUUGCAAACUUUUUGAAGGUUUUGGAUCUUAUGCGUUAUGGAUACUCAUUUCAUUUCUCUCCUUUCUUUGUAAAGUUGAGAUGUGCUCUCUAGGCUGAACCAAGUGAUCUGGUAUUAAGAUUUCAAAAGUAGCCUUACUUCAUUUUCAGCCCAAUCAAAAGAACCCAGAAGAAAAGUGAAAGAAUUAUAUGAUGAUAAUGGUGCAAGCUGAAAAAAUUUUCAGUAAUCAG